AUGUCUAGAUCUUUCCACAAAUGUUUUUACAUAACGGCAUUUCUUGAUGUAGCAAAAUUAGUGAUGCAACGCGAAGGUACCAACAACAAAAAAGGACAAGAAGGUUCGCUAUGGAUAGCAAAUUUAUUAGUCCUCCUGACUCCAAGGUUUUUUAAGCAGUUUGGACCUAACAAGGGAGUAAAUGAUGAGAAAAGUGAGGACAAGGGCAAUGGUAAGUACGAAGAAGAAGAUGGCUGCAUAGGAGUAAUCGGAGAGUUCGUGCCAGGGGGUGUCAUUUUAAAGAAUAGUGAGGCAAAUGGCCCUGAAAAUGAAUGGCGCUUUAGCAUCGGGCCUAUACCGGGCCCUCGCCGCAACAGGCAAGGUAGCGAAAACCAUGUGGCGACGAGUAGACAGGCCGCGGCGGUAGCACGGAAGCUUUGGACGCGAGCCCGGGUGCAGAUCUUGGUGGUAGUAGCAAGUAUUCAUACGAGAACUUUGAAGACUGAAGUGAAGAAGGGUGAACUGCAGUUGAACAUGGGUCAGUCGGCCCUAAGCGAUAGGAGAACUCCGUUCUGA
Messenger RNA from Helobdella robusta, 555 nucleotides. RefSeq lists its product as hypothetical. The transcript has 4 exons. NCBI's taxonomy places the organism in Eukaryota, Metazoa, Annelida, Clitellata, Rhynchobdellida, Glossiphoniidae. The record is from RefSeq and is a predicted model, not a curated record. Bases 1 to 555 code for a protein of 184 amino acids.